This is a messenger RNA of Tupaia belangeri chinensis (Chinese tree shrew), 1403 nucleotides long. RefSeq names its product peter pan homolog (gene PPAN). Gene Ontology annotation, biological process: ribosomal large subunit assembly; rRNA processing. NCBI's taxonomy places the organism in Eukaryota, Metazoa, Chordata, Mammalia, Scandentia, Tupaiidae. The record is from RefSeq and is a predicted model, not a curated record. Gene Ontology annotation, cellular component: preribosome, large subunit precursor. Gene Ontology annotation, molecular function: rRNA binding.
CUCACCGCCACCCGCCUGCAGGUCCGCAAGAAGAACUCGCUGAAGGACUGUGUGGCGGUGGCUGGGCCCCUGGGAGUCACGCACUUCCUGAUCCUGAGCAGGACGGAGACUAGUGUCUAUUUCAAGCUGGUGCGUCUCCCAGGAGGCCCCACUCUGACCUUCCAGGUCAACAAGUACACGCUGGUGCGGGACGUGGUCUCCUCGCUGCGCCGCCACCGCAUGCACGAGCAGCAGUUCACCCACCCGCCCCUCCUGGUGCUCAACAGCUUCGGCCCCCACGGCAUGCACGUGAAGCUCAUGGCCACCAUGUUCCAGAACCUGUUCCCCUCCAUCAACGUGCACAAGGUGAACCUGAACACCAUCAAGCGCUGCCUGCUGGUCAGCUACAACCCCGACUCCCAGGAGCUGGAUUUCCGCCAUUAUAGCAUCAAGGUGGUCCCCGUGGGUGCCAGUCGGGGCAUGAAGAAGCUUCUGCAGGAGAAGGUCCCGAACAUGAGCCGCCUGCAGGACAUCAGCGAGCUGCUGGCCACCGGCGCGGGGCUGUCUGAGAGCGAGGCGGAGCCUGACGGGGAGCACAACAUCACGGAGCUGCCCCAGGCCGUCGCGGGCCGCGGCAACAUGCGGGCGCAGCAGAGCGCCGUGCGACUCACCGAGAUUGGCCCUCGGAUGACGCUGCGGCUCAUCAAGAUCCAGGAGGGCGUGGCGGAGGGCAACGUGCUCUUCCACAGCUUUGUGCACAAGACCGAGGAGGAGCUGCAGGCCAUCCUGGCGGCCAAGGAGGAGAGGCUGCGGCUCCGGGCGCAGCGGCAGGACGUGCAGGCGCAGAACGUGCGGCGCAAGCGGGAGCAGCGCGAGGCGCACAAGAAGAAGAGCCUGGCGGGCAUGAAGAGGACCCGGGCAGAUGGGGACAGUGACGCCGAGGACCCCGGGGCUGCCCCCGAGGCAGAGGGAGCAGGCCGGCGGGAGGAGGAGGAGGAGGACGAGGCCGAAUAUUUCCGCCAGGCCGUGGGCCAGGAGCCGGAUGAGGACAUGUUCCCGGGCGCGGCCAAGCGCAGACGGCCCGCAGGGCCUCCACGCAAGAAGCCGCGGGGAAAGGAGCGGAGGCCGGACCGAGGCCAGGACCGCCGGGCUCCGGGUGGCCAAGGGAGGCCCCCAAAGCCCAAGGGCAGGCCCUGGGGAGCCCAGGCCAAGCCCGGGCCCAGGGGGUCUGCACAGGACCGUGGGCGAGGCCGGGCACGGCCACGGCCACCCAAGAGAGUGGCCUGAGUUGGAACGAGUGGUGGACAUCGCCCCAGAUUGGGGCCCGAGAGCCGCCGCCCUGGGGCUCCCCCUGCGGCCCUCGGUUUCCUUUCAUAAAGGAGCUGUCUCCCCAGCCCUCCUCCCCAAUAAAGGACGGAACUUGA